GCGGUGUUGUGACUGCCAUGGUAUCGCAACAGAUUCAUCUCCGAGCCCGGCAACCGGGCUGCGUGUGGCCUGCAGUGCCGAUCCUGCUCGCGGCCGUCCUCAUCCACACUCCGUGCUCUGCAAAUGAAGCAGCAUCUCCCAAGCGGACGAGCGGACUGCUGUCUGACAGAUUCGCCCGUCCCAUGACUGUGGGGAGGAGCCGAGUGGCUGCCUUUGAGAACAAGCUGAGGGGCAAGAUUGCCAACUUCUACGACAAGUGAGUGAGCGGGAAGGGAAAGGAGGACUGACCAGGAACGCUUGGCUUGCUGUACAUCACACGUGUCCAUGUUGCUUGCCUUGCCUUGCUGUGCAUUGCAUUGCAUUCAUUCAUGUUGUUUUUGUCCCGUGUCGGUGUGUUGAACAUUACUUACAUUCAGGUCGUCGACGGUGUGGGAAGAGAUCUGGGGAGGUGAGUGAGUCAGUGGAGUGCUUCCCAUCCCACCCACAGAUCUGAUCUGCAUUGACUGACUGACAUUGACGCCAGGGAUGACAUGCGGAUGUGCUCCCUCCCGCUGUCUGUGUUAUGCUAUGCAGAGCACAUGCACCAUGGCUACUACCCAGGCGGCAAGUGGCGCAAGGACCACAAACAAGCACAGGUCGGUGCACGCGGUGACCACACACACACACACACACGGCCGAAGGCUGUUAUCCACCCCAUCAGCGCCCUCCCUGUUGCCUCUCUGCCUCAGAUUGACAUGAUAGACGAGGUGCUCAAGUGGGCCGGCGUCAAGGCACCCCACACCGUCAUCGAUGUGGGCUGCGGCGUGGGCGGGAGCCUCCGCCACAUUGCCCGCAAGUACAGGUCCGUCAGCACCGGCAAGGGCAUCACACUCAGCCCAUUCCAGCGGGACCGGGCCGAGGCGCUCACCAAGGAGGCCGACAAGAGCGACAAGGCAAAGGGCCGCAAGAGGCUGGGCAGGAAGCUGGGGUUCGAGGUGGCUGAUGCGAUGGACAUGCCCUACCGCGCCAAUGCCUUUGACCUUGCCUGGUCGAUGGAGUCGGGCGAGCACAUCCCUGACCGGCCGCGCUUCAUCAAGGAGAUCAAACGGUACGUACGGCGGCGGAGGGAGGCAACGAGGGAGGGAGGCACAGAGGGAGGGAGGAACUGGAAGAUCGCUUGCCACGGCUGACUGUGUGUGCUCCAUUCCAUUCCAUGCAGAGUGGUUCGUCCCGGCGGCCGCGUCAUAGUGGUCACCUGGUGCCAGCGCAACCUCGAGCCAGACGAGACCGAACUCAAACCAAGGUAAGUAAGGUGUCUUAGAGCACCGAAAUAUGUAUGUAUGUAUGGUUUCGCAUAUCUGUCAGAGAGAAGCGGUUGUUGAAUUGGGUGAGCCGUCUGUACCACUUACCUGAGUGGUGGUCCAUCGACGACUACACCAAAUGCGCCAAGGACCUCGGCCUUCGAGACAUCAGGUGGGUGAGACGAACCAUCCAUUGAUCAACCAGGACAGGCGGCAAAGUGAAAUCAGGUCCGUAUGUCCGUAUGUGUGUUUUCUGUGUGCCAUCCGCCCGCUGCGUCGCCUGCAGGACAGCGGAUUGGUCCAAGGAGAUCAGCCCCUUCUGGCCAGCCGUUGUCCAAUCCGCUCUCACACCCAAAGGCCUCAUCGGUCAGUGAGUGAGAUGAGACCCCCCUCGGGCCCCAAGCAACACGCACCACCCUCACACGCAUCGCGUCAGUGAAUGGAUGCAAGGCAAUGUUGCAAUGCACUGCAGGUCUAUUCCGCGCCGGUCCCGAGACAAUGGCGGGUGCUUUGACGAUGGGUCUGAUGAUCACUGGGUAUCGGCAGAAGGUCAUCCGCUUCAACCUCAUGACGGCCAGGAAAGCCACACGCACUGAGAGACUGCUCAGCUCACUGGGGCUCGGGGGAAAGGCAUAGCUACCUAGGCAUGCAGGG
Messenger RNA from Vitrella brassicaformis, 1934 nucleotides. Lineage: Eukaryota; Vitrellaceae. The record is from the annotation of a GenBank genome assembly.